This is a messenger RNA of Bacidia gigantensis, 1710 nucleotides long. RefSeq lists its product as uncharacterized. The record is from RefSeq and is a predicted model, not a curated record. Lineage: Eukaryota; Fungi; Ascomycota; Lecanoromycetes; Lecanorales; Ramalinaceae. The coding region runs from base 1 to 1710 and encodes 569 amino acids. The transcript is spliced from 2 exons.
AUGUCCUUUGGGGUAGCAAUCGGCGACUUUGUCGCCAUCGGAACCUUGGCAUGGAAUAUUUAUCGCUCUUGCAAAGGCAUGAGAGCCGAGUUUGAAGAGGUGGGAAGGGAAGCAUUGGCAGCUCACACAGUCAUGAAGGAGCUGGAAUAUGAAGUCAAUGAUCAUCAAUCAGCACUAAAUCGAUGUCAUUUGACCAAGAGACAAGAACUGAUACAGCUCGUCGAAGGUCUUCGCACUACGCUACAAAAUUUCGAUAAUAUUAUAAUCAAAUACAAAGGCUUUACUCGGCGAGAAAGACGUGUAUGGGAUCAACUCAGAUUCGCCGCCAUAAACUUGAGCGCGCCGCGGGAGCAGCUGACACUCCACUUGACUGCUAUAAAUGCGUUCAUGGAUGGCGUCUCGCGUGGAACCCUAGCUCGCCUCGAGACAGUACUGCUUGAGCUAGUACGUGAAGUCCGCGAGGGCCGGCGCGCUCCAACAGUAGUAUCAAUUGAUCAACCUCAAGACACCUCUGGGUGGAAAGAACUCGAGCUCGAGUUGGCGGAGGACGGAAUUACUGCUUCUGACGUUGCAGAUCAUAAAGUUGCAAUCAGAGCCUUUUUGCUCGGGCGCUUGAAAGACUCGACCACCGAUGAUCUAUCAUUUUACGAGGUUGCAUCCGCCAUCGUGACCAGCAAGUACAAGGGAACAAUGGCCGAUGACAUGUCGUUCUUGACUCUAGAAUCAGCGCAGAACUCGAUAGGCUUUGAAGAUAGUGGUCAUGCUCGAAACAGUGAGGACCCUGCUGCCAGCCAGCAAUCAUUCAAAACCGCUCGUGAGCAUAUCUUCGAAGAGAUGGAGUCGAUGCCAGCUACAGAGGCAAGGCGUAUUUCUUUCGCUCCUUUUACUAGGAUCCCAAAAGACAGUCUGCCUGAUUUAAGUGCCCCAUCUAAACCAAAUAAGCUGCUAAGACGCUUGUCCAUAAGCAAGACUAGCGACAAACACAUCCUUCGCCAUAAAAGUUCUCUCGAAAGUGUGCUUUUCGACACACUGAUACCGAAGCCACAACGGGUGCUUAUUGUCGAUCCGAUUCAUUCGUCUUUCUCGAAACUAAUGCACGCUUAUCUCCGCUCGCUGACCAAAACACAUCCGACGGUCGGCCAGAGAAUUGACGCCGUUCGCUCCACGGGUUGGAGAAUGCACGAAAGUGGUGGCAUGGAAAUGUAUCCGGUCGACAACAUGAUCAGAGAACUACUGCUAAGCAAAAGAAUCGAAUUGCCAAGUUCAGAUACGUACAUGAUCAAAGAGUUCCGCUUCGCCGACGUUCUGCAAUUCGACCACAUCAUCUACCUCGACUCACCCUCAUUCACAGAGUAUCUUGAAGCCAACAUCCAAAAGAUUGCCAAAGCCAAAGCUAAAGAGGAAUUCGAGGGUGCCCAAUUCGCCAAGCUUACGAGAUACGAUCGACCUAGCGCCCUCUACUUACCGGAGUCGAUGAGCAAAGGCAUUGGCUUCGCUGCCGGCAUGUUUUCAUAUCGACAAAAACUGGCCUUGGAAGAGAUCUUGAGGACUGCACAACGCUGUGUACAUGAAUUCCUGGAACGCGAGUUCGGGUUGAGGAAAAGUGGGCAAGGGUUUGAGAAGACGCUUUCUAAGCGACCGUCGAAGGCCAGUCUUCUCUCGCAUUCGGAUGACAGAAGACGAUCUGCGUCGCCUGAAGGUAAGGGGUAG